AUGAAGAUCCUUAUCGUGGGAGGCACUGGCAUGAUCGGCGGCCAAGCGGCCCUCCACCUCCGGUCCCAAGGCCACCAAGUCACCAUCAGCGGCCGCCGUGCACCCACGGAAGUUGCCGCCCUCGUCGAGCUCCCAUUCCUCCAAGGAAACUACCUCCGCGGUGACAUUACUAUGGACCAGCUUGCCCGUUUCGAAGCCGUGGUGUUCGCGGCCGGGAGCGACGUCAGGCAUGUGCCGGAAGGUCAGGGGGCCGACGAACACUACCUGCAAGCCAAUGGAGAGGCUGUACCGGCGUUCGGCCGCCUGGCUCGGGAAGCAGGCGUCAGGGUGUUCGUGCACAUUGGAAGCGUCUAUCCUCACAUCGUGCCCGACGCGGUCCGUUCGAGCCCCUACGUCCGCUCCCGAAAGCUAGCUGCCGAAGGGGUCGCUGCACUUGCCACGCGCGACUUCCACGCCUGCAGCAUAGAUCCUCCGAUCGUCGUCGGCACGGUCCCUGGCAUGAAGUCGCCGAUGUUCGAAGCCUAUGUACAGUACGCGGAGGGAAACCUCCCCAUCCCUCCUUUCGCGCCAGCUGGAGGGCUCAACUUUAUUUCGACGCAGUCUCUUUCCGAAGCCAUCGCCGGGGCGAUUGAGAAUAGUGAGACUGUGUCUGGAAGAUCAAUCCUGGUUGGCGAUGAGAACAUGACGUACGCGGAGUACCUCGAAAUGUUCUUCCACGCCGUUGGAAACCCGCAGAAACUGCCGGUUCUGGAUCAGGACCACCCGCUGAUGCCCCGGUCGACGCUCUAUGCGGGAGACAGGGUUGUCACGUAUGAGCCCGAUGCUGCAGAUGUGGCAGCUUUAGGAGGGUAUCGGCGGAACGACAUUAGGAGUGCUGUCAGUGAGAUCGUAUCCCAGCAUCGUCAACGCGAAUAA
Messenger RNA from Colletotrichum aenigma, 915 nucleotides. RefSeq lists its product as uncharacterized. Bases 1 to 915 code for a protein of 304 amino acids. The record is from RefSeq and is a predicted model, not a curated record. NCBI's taxonomy places the organism in Eukaryota, Fungi, Ascomycota, Sordariomycetes, Glomerellales, Glomerellaceae. The transcript has a single exon.